Molecule: messenger RNA, 2361 nt
Organism: Ochotona princeps (American pika)
Lineage: Eukaryota; Metazoa; Chordata; Mammalia; Lagomorpha; Ochotonidae
Gene: SPATA21
Product: spermatogenesis associated 21
Exons: 14
Coding region: 386-2287 (633 amino acids)
Molecular function (GO): calcium ion binding
Source: RefSeq, a predicted model, not a curated record
AAGGCUCAGAGGAAAAGGGGACAGUCAGGCGAACCCCCUUGUGGCAGAGGGCCCAGGGAGCCGAGAGGAGCUCCAACAGGAGUGAGCGGGACUUGGGCAUGUCCCUGACUCCUCCACUCCAAGUGAGAGCCUGGGUCCCCUGAGAGGCUGGAGCUGUCCUUGUGGAGGCUGGGGUGGGAGGCCUCCUAGGAAGUUUGGUGUCUUAUUAUGUACUUACAGAAAGGACCCAAGGGCGCUGCGGCAGUGCAUCUCUUAGGGCUGUGAGCAGAAGCCCCUUGACCUCCGUGUCCAGCUCACAGACCAUUCCUCCAAGGAUGCUGGCCGGCCUGGCGUGACUCAAAGAGGAGGAGGAGCCAUCAAGGUGGUGUUUCCUGAUGCUGCAGAAAUGGGUCUCAACCCGCAGCCCCCAUCAGCUCUGGAAGAGCCAGAACAGGGGCCUGGUCAUGGAGUGGCAGCCGAGGAGGGGGAUCUGGACCCCCGGUGCUGGGAGCUGAGGCUUCCAGCAGGAGCCAGGAAAAAGCAGUCAUCCUGGGCCCCUCAGGAGGACCCUGGUAGGCUGCAAGUGGACCAGGAUCAGAUGAGAGGCAGGAGGGAGCCAGAGGUGCCGCCUUCUGGGGUCCCUGAGCCCGAAGACCAGCAAAGGAGACAGCAGAGCCCAGGAAUUGGGCAGGUUCCACCCCCAACGAGCUGCCAGGUCCUGGAGUACCCAUCAAGCCCCAGACACCAGGCAGCAGAGAGGUCAGACACUGUGCGACUGGACACGUUAGGGCCAGCUAUCCUGGACUACAGCUCAGACAGCAGCAGGCAGCCAGUGGGAGACGAGCCCUGCAGGGAGGCGGCCAUGGCACACCUUGGGGCCCCAGGGGCAGCAGCAGAGCCCUUGCUGCAGGUCCCCGAGGACAGCUCCCAGGAGACAAUGCUGCUAAUACCCACGAUGGCUCCAGAGGCAGCGCUGGACCAGCCCUUCCUGCUGUCCUCGCCAGGGACACCCGUAGAAGGGAGGGAGGCAGUGGAGAGCCAGUCAGCGCUGGGGCCUACUCCUGUAUCAGUAAGGAACACCAGGGAGCAGAAGGGGCCUGUGAUGGCCACAGGUGCCCAGAGCCUCUCACCACCUCGCCAGGGCUUCAUGAAAUGCUUGCUGGAAGUGGAGGAGGAGGAACAGGCCGCCCAUCGGAGAGCCUCAAAGGCCCGGGCCCUGCCAGGCCGGAAGUUCCCCAGGAGCCCGACCCCCGGGCCCAUCUCAGCCUCAAGCCUUCCCGUCUCACUGACACCACAGACCCCCACGUCAGCUCCUGCCCCUGCCCCUUCAUGGACCUGGUCCCUGACCCCUGGGUCUGGCUCUGUCUCCAUGGGCGUGGCGGUGGCUGCAGUGGCCAGCCCCACUCUGCGGGCACCCUGGAGAAGGCUGGAACUCCCACAAGGGAGUAGCGAAAGGACCCUGAGCUACUACAGGGCACGGCAGGAGCCAGAAGAGCACAGCAUCUUGAAGUUGUGUGAGAGCUGGGAGGAGCGGGCCGAGGAGCACCUCACCCUGAGGCAGGAGGAAGCUUUCCGCAGCUACUUUGAGAUGUUCAAUGGUCCAGGGGAGGUGGAUGCGCAGAGCCUGAAGAACCUCCUGCUGCUGGUGGGCUUCUCCCUGACGCCAGCCCAAGUGCAGGACGCCCUGAUGAGCGCUGACGUUGAUGGAGAUGGUCAUGUGGACUUCAAGGACUUCUUGGCAGUGAUGACAGACUCCAAGCGCUUCUUCUGCUCUGUGGAACAGAAUGCCCUGAUGGACACGGCUCUGCCCAACCCGCACACUCUGCUUUUUGAGAUCCUGUCUCUGCUGGUGGAGAUGCUGGCUUUGCCAGAGGCAGCCUUGGAGGAGAUCACCAACUACUACCAGAAGAAGCUGAAGGAAGGGACAUGCAGGGCCCAAGAGGCGGACGUGGCCACAAGCCGGCUGCGGCCGCAAAAGCAGCUUCCUUCGGGCCUGCAGCCCACGGACAGCUUCGAAGUCCCAGAACGAAGAGUCCUCAGGAUCUUGAGCCGACUGAAGCAACAGAACUAUGCUGCCAACCUGCAGAGCCCCUAUGCCCAGGUGCCCUGCAUCCCGCUGUGCCCACGGCUGGACAAGAAGACAGUCCAGCGGAAACAGGGCAGCCAUUACAUGCUAGAGCAGUACACCUCCUCCAGCCUGGGCUCGGAUACUCGCUGCUGCUUCUACCAGCCGGGAUCUCAAGGCAGAAGAGAAUACAGCUCUGACAGCAGGAAGUGGCUCAGCUCCGUACCAGCUCCGACUCCCUGACUCUCUUCUCUGGGCCCACGGGCGGGAGUUUGCUUGUAUGAGGCCUGGUAAGCCAAUAAACACCACGAACAUCA